Messenger RNA from Pyrgilauda ruficollis (rufous-necked snowfinch), 1732 nucleotides. RefSeq names its product RAD51 paralog C (gene RAD51C). Gene Ontology annotation, cellular component: Rad51C-XRCC3 complex; replication fork; Rad51B-Rad51C-Rad51D-XRCC2 complex. Gene Ontology annotation, biological process: reciprocal meiotic recombination; meiotic DNA recombinase assembly; DNA repair. Lineage: Eukaryota; Metazoa; Chordata; Aves; Passeriformes; Passeridae. The record is from RefSeq and is a predicted model, not a curated record. The transcript has 8 exons. The coding region runs from base 127 to 1077 and encodes 316 amino acids. Gene Ontology annotation, molecular function: ATP binding; ATP-dependent DNA damage sensor activity; four-way junction DNA binding.
CGAUCGCCGCUCGCUGGACGCGUCCGGAGCGUGUCCGAGACGUGUCCGAGACGUGACCGGAGCGUGUCCGAGACGUGUCCGGAGCGAUCCGGGGCGUGCCCGGUGCCGGUGCGUCCCGGUGCCUCCAUGCAGCGGGAGGUGGGCACGCUGCCGCUGGCCCCCGCCCUGCGCGCACGCCUCGCCGCCGCCGGCUUCCAGACGGCGCAGGAGCUGCUGGACACCGGGCCCUGCGGCCUGAGCAAAGAAAUUGGAAUCUCCAGGGAAGAGGCGCUGGAAGCGCUGCAGCUGGUGAGGCAGGAAUGUCACGGGGACACAGCAAGGACAGCUGGGGGAUCAGGUGCCACCAGGAAGUGCACAGCCCUGGAGCUUCUGGAAGAGGAGCAAACCCAGGGCUUCAUCAUCACCUUCUGCUCAGCACUGGACAACAUCCUGGGAGGUGGAGUGCAGCUGACAAAAAUCACCGAGAUCUGUGGAGCACCCGGAGUUGGCAAAACCCAGCUGUGCAUGCAGCUGGCAGUGGAUGUCCAGAUCCCAGAGUGCUUUGGAGGCGUUGCAGGAGAAGCUGUGUUCAUUGACACCGAGGGAAGUUUUAUGGUGGACAGAGUGGUGGACAUUGCAGCUGCCUGUGUGCAGCACUGCCACCUUAUUGCUGAGGCUCAGCAAGAAGAGGACCAUCAGAAAGCUUUGGAGACUUUCUCUCUGGAAAAUAUCCUCUCUCACAUUUAUUACUUCCGUUGUCGUGACUACACAGAGCUGCUGGCCCAGGUCUACCUCCUGCCAGAAUUCCUGUCAGAGCAUUCCAAGGUGCGGCUGGUGGUGAUUGAUGGAAUUGCCUUUCCCUUCCGCCACGACUUUGAGGACCUGUCCCUGCGCACGAGGCUGCUGAACGGGCUGGCCCAGCAGCUCAUCAUCAUAGCCAACGACCACAGGGCAGCUGUAGUUCUGACAAACCAAAUGACAACAAGGAUUGGACAAAGCCAGUCCACAUUGGUACCUGCUUUAGGAGAAAGCUGGGGACACGCUGCCACUGUCCGUUUAAUCUUCCACUGGGACAACACUCAGAGGCUGGGACAGUGAGGGGCUGAACUGUCAGCUCCUCCUCCCCACCGUGGUGGGUUCUUCCUGACAAGAUGCCAUGGUUUAUAAAAGUGUAACAUCCUCAUGGCAGCUGUUCAGACACAAGGAUUUCUAUUACAAUCUGCAUUCUGCAAGGUAGGGUUGGGUUGGGUUUUUUUAAUAAAACUUUUCUCAUUUUAAUGUGAAUUUUUGCCGUAGACUCAGUGCAAGUAUUGAGCUGCUGGGUUACAAGGUGAUUUUUAUGCCCCACUCUGAAGAGGUGCAAUUUCAACAGUCUCAUUGUAAAGAACCUCCCACUCCUCCAUGGUUGGUUGUAGCCACUAUAAUUUCUUUGAGAAUAAUUUUUUCUUCAGUGUUUUCAUCCCCAGUCAGUCCAAAGCCAGAGGUGCCAAAGAAGGCUUUAAAUCCACCUAGCCAGUGACCCUCAGGACAGGCUGCUGACCCUGAGCUUCAGGGGUUGAAUCUUCUAAAAACACUGAAAUUCUGUUUGUUGCAAUGAGACCUCCUCUGUUUCCUGGUUCUUUUUCCCCCUCUUUAUAUUGUAAGGUCAUUUCUCUUUCCUGGUCAGUUAAAUUUGUCCUAUAUGUAAUAUCACCAUGUAGCAGCUUGAGAUUAAGGAGCUGUGCUGCAAUUCCCUAGUCUUGUGCAAACAGUG